AUGGAGCCUCCACGCUGCGCAAAACGCUGCGGCUUCUUUGGCUCUGUGACAAACAUGAACAUGUGCUCAAAGUGCUACAGAGAGUGUCUAAAAGAAGAGCAGUUUGCUAAGCCUGCAGCCAUAGUAGGUUUAGCUUCAAUGGACAAACCCCUCAUUGUCUCAAACUCCACUGCUACCGCAGCUGUUAUUUCUUCUUUGCCUUCACAAUCAUCACAAGGUUCUUCGGAUUCGUCGGAGAAAAAGAGGUGCUUGAGCUGCAAGAAAAGGGUUGGACCGAAGGGGUUUGAGUGCCGCUGCGGCGGUGUGUUUUGUGGGAAGCAUAGGUACCCUGAAGAACACUCAUGCUGUGUGGAUUACAAGAAGACUGGACAAGAUCUUUUGACCAAGCAAAACCCUCUUUGCAAUGGUGAUAAGUUGGCUUGGAGGGUUUAG
Pyrus x bretschneideri (Chinese white pear) is the source of this 432-nucleotide messenger RNA. RefSeq names its product zinc finger A20 and AN1 domain-containing stress-associated protein 5-like. Lineage: Eukaryota; Viridiplantae; Streptophyta; Magnoliopsida; Rosales; Rosaceae. The transcript has a single exon. The record is from RefSeq and is a predicted model, not a curated record. The coding region runs from base 1 to 432 and encodes 143 amino acids. Gene Ontology annotation, molecular function: zinc ion binding; DNA binding.